Messenger RNA from Erythranthe guttata (spotted monkey flower), 2397 nucleotides. RefSeq names its product stromal 70 kDa heat shock-related protein, chloroplastic. The record is from RefSeq and is a predicted model, not a curated record. Gene Ontology annotation, biological process: protein folding. Lineage: Eukaryota; Viridiplantae; Streptophyta; Magnoliopsida; Lamiales; Phrymaceae. Gene Ontology annotation, molecular function: ATP-dependent protein folding chaperone; ATP binding.
AGGGACCAAAAUAUAAUAACACAGAGCCGUUUUGCUUUCUCGUACGAGAACCUCCUAGACCUUUCCUUAAACUGUCGAAACUCGAGACUUCUCCAGAAUGCACACUUUUGUCUAUUUCUCACAAGUCCUUUUGUUUUAUAAAUCCUUUCUUUCUCCCCCAAAAAAAAAACUUGCAGAAAAAAACGAUCAUAAACUGCAACAGGCAACAUACUACUAAUUUUCAUGGCAACUACGGCACAAAUCCACUGCCCAUUUCCCCAAACAGGGAACAAGACCCCUUUUCCGGGCCCUAAAACGAUCAAGAAAACGCCGUUUAUUACACUAAGUACGAGGGGGAGGAACGAGCAACAACACAAGACGCCCUUGAGAGUGGUGAGCGAGAAAGUGGUGGGGAUCGAUUUGGGCACCACCAACUCCGCCGUGGCGGCGAUGGAAGGAGGGCAGCCCACCAUCGUGACCAACGCCGAGGGGCAGCGGACGACGCCGUCGGUGGUGGCGUACACGAAGUCCGGCGACAGGCUCGUGGGGCAGGUCGCGAAGAGGCAGGCGGUGGUGAACCCGGAAAACACGUUCUUCUCGGUGAAGAGGUUUAUUGGGAGGAAGAUGAACGAGGUUGACGAGGAGUCGAAGCAGGUUUCGUAUAAAGUGGUGAUGGAUGAAAAUGGGAAUGUCAAGCUUCACUCCCCUGCUACUGCCAAAUCGUUUGCUCCCGAGGAGAUCUCUGCUCAGGUCUUAAGGAAGCUUGUGGAUGACGCGUCGAAGUUUUUGAACGAUAAGGUGAGUAAAGCAGUUGUAACUGUACCGGCGUAUUUCAACGACUCCCAAAGAACCGCAACUAAAGACGCUGGUCGUAUAGCUGGAUUGGACGUUCUCCGUAUUAUUAACGAACCCACUGCCGCUUCUUUAGCUUACGGCUUCGAGAAAAAAAGUAACGAAACCAUUCUCGUUUUUGACCUUGGAGGUGGUACAUUCGAUGUUUCAGUUCUUGAAGUUGGAGACGGAGUUUUCGAGGUUCUUUCCACCUCAGGUGACACACAUUUAGGUGGUGAUGAUUUCGACAAGAGGAUUGUUGACUGGCUUGCCGGUAGCUUCCGUAAGGACGAAGGUAUUGACCUUCUUAAAGACAAGCAAGCUCUCCAACGUCUCACCGAAACUGCUGAGAAGGCGAAGAUUGAAUUGUCUUCGUUAACUCAAACUAAUAUAAGUUUGCCCUUUAUCACUGCUACUGCCGAUGGUCCGAAACAUAUAGACACGACGAUAACACGUGCGAAAUUUGAGGAUUUGUGCUCCUACUUACUCGACAGGCUCAAAACUCCAGUCGAAAAUGCGUUGAGAGAUGCUAAUCUUUCGAUCAAGGAAAUCGAUGAAGUAAUUCUAGUCGGGGGGUCCACUCGAAUCCCUGCUGUACAAGGUCUUGUAAGAAAAAUGAUCGGUAAAGAACCGAACGUAACUGUCAAUCCAGACGAGGUUGUUGCACUCGGAGCGGCUGUUCAGGCUGGUGUUUUGGCGGGUGAUGUCAGCGAUAUCGUGCUAUUGGAUGUUACACCCUUGUCGCUCGGUUUGGAAACUUUGGGCGGUGUAAUGACGAAGAUAAUACCGAGAAAUACGACUCUACCGACUUCUAAAUCGGAGGUUUUUUCAACUGCGGCCGAUGGGCAAACGAGCGUUGAUAUAAAUGUUUUGCAAGGUGAACGAGAAUUUGUGAAAGACAAUAAAUCGCUCGGAAGCUUCCGUUUGGACGGAAUACCACCUGCCCCACGUGGGGUCCCGCAAAUCGAAGUGAAAUUCGACAUAGAUGCAAACGGGAUUCUCUCCGUAACAGCUGUCGACAAAGGAACUGGGAAAAAACAGGAUAUCACUAUAACCGGUGCCAGCACAUUGCCUAAAGAUGAGGUGGAUAAGAUGGUGAAAGAUGCGGAAAUAUACGCAAAGGAAGACAAAGAGAAGAGAGAAGCGAUCGACACGAAGAAUCAAGCGGAGUCGGUUUUGUAUCAGACCGAAAAGCAAUUGAAAGAAUUGGGAGACAAAGUCCCUAGUGAUGUAAAAGAGAGGGUGGAGAGUAAAUUGAAGGAUCUUAAAGAUUCCCUCGCCGGUGGGUCCACUCGAGCAAUCAAGGACGCCACGUCAGCGCUCAAUCAAGAAGUGAUGCAAUUAGGACAAUCUUUGUACAGUCAGCCUGGUGGUGCCGCCGCCGCCUCAGAAGGAUCUACUUCUUCUUCUAGUGCUAAAUCAUCGGAUGGAAAUGGAGAUGUUAUCGAUGCCGAUUUCACCGAGAGCAGCUGAGGAAUAUGUAUCUAAGCGCGCGUAUAUUUGUGUAACAUCAAAGUAAAUAAUGCUUAUGUAUGUAUAUGUAAUCUUUUGCUUUGCUGAUUAAGAUAAAGGCGACACCUUUUUUAC